Messenger RNA from Cercocebus atys (sooty mangabey), 2184 nucleotides. Its product is annotated as serine protease 40-like. Gene Ontology annotation, biological process: proteolysis. Lineage: Eukaryota; Metazoa; Chordata; Mammalia; Primates; Cercopithecidae. Bases 855 to 1298 code for a protein of 147 amino acids. Gene Ontology annotation, molecular function: serine-type endopeptidase activity. The transcript is spliced from 2 exons. The record is from RefSeq and is a predicted model, not a curated record.
UCCAUGUUGGUCAGGCUGGUUUCGAAUUCCUAGCCUCAGGUGAUCCACCCGCCUCGGCCUCCCAGGGACUGUCAUUCUCUAAGAAUCAAGGCAGAGAAGAUUCUCCAGGUGGGAGAGGAGGAGGUAGGGCCCGGGGAAGUCAUCAGUUAGUUGGAGCAGCUUCCGAGCAGAGAGCCAUUGACCUUGAUGAGAGAUCUGGGCUCCAGUCAUCCUUCUCUCUCCACACACCAGCAGCCCCCAAGGACCCAUGAGGCCCACACAGGGCAGGCAUUGUGCAGGGGUGGGCCCCUGUCAUCAGGCUUUGCCCACAUGGGGACCCCAGGCCAGAUCUGGGGGUGACAGCUGGAACCACAGCCCAAGUGUCCCCAGACCAGUUGCUCCUUGAGGAAGGGCAUGUCUGAUUUGUCACACUGCUCAAGCCUGCCCAGCACCUGCUAGCUAUGCCACCAGCCAGGCUGCCACUCCAGCUGCCACACUCCCUGCUUCCAGCUCUGCCUCCUCUUAGCAGCCAGAGGGCUUGUUUUUGAUGCAUAAGACCCUUCUAUUGUGUCCCAGUGUGCUUGGAAUGACACCUCCAACACCACAUCCUGGCUAGGAGGGCCCCCGCUCUGGGCCCCGAGGCGGCUGCGCCUCACCCUUCACCCCACGCCUGCUCCCUUGCAGCCACAUUGGCCUCCGUCCUGGCUCGUCUUACUGCAGGCCCUUCCCCUUUGCCUGUCCCCUAGUCUUGGUGGUGCCCUCCCUGGGUGAGCGGGCUGGGAAGGGAGGGCUUCCCUCUGGCUGCACAUCUGACACCUCCUCCCACAGUCUUCCUGCCUGAGCCCUUCCAGCUUCAGGAGGCAGAGGUCGGUGUCAUGGAAAAUAGUGUCUGCAGAUCCUUUUUCCAGCCCCAGUACCCCGGCCAGCCAAGCAGCAGUGACUACACCAUCCACGAGGACAUGCUGUGCGCUGGGGACCUCGUAACAGGAAAGGCCAUCUGCCGGGGAGACUCCGGGGGUCCCCUCGUCUGCCCGUUAAAUGGCACCUGGUUCCUGAUGGGGCUGUCUAGUUGGAGCCUCGACUGCCGCUCACCCAUCGGCGCCAGCGUCUUCACCAGGCUCUCCUACUUUACCAACUGGAUUAGCCAGAAGAAGAGGGAGAGUCCCCCUCUGGAUCCUGCCUUGGCUCCUCCUCAGGAGAUGCCCCCAGCCCUGGACAGCAUGACCUCUCAGGGUACCGUCUAUAAACCCGGGCUCUGCGCAGCCCUUCCGGCUGCUCACACCCUCCUCCUGCUGCUGAUUCUGCUGGGGAGCCUGUGAAGGGCCGGGGCCCCUGGCCUCCUAACCACAAGUGUGCCCACGUCAGGCCAGCCUCCUUGCUGAGCCCUGCACGCUCCUGACGUGUUUCCACCUCUGGGCUCUCCUGUCCACCCAAGGCCACCCCUGCCCCAGGCCUGACAAAAUAAAAACCACCCAAGAAGCUUCUUGCUCUGGUUUCUGGCCCACCAGAGCCAUCUCCCACACUCCACUGUGUCUCCAGCUCCUCAGGGAGGGCAGGUCUCCCUCCUCCCUGGGCAGGGAUAUGGGAGCCAAGUCACUCUCCUUGGGGAGUUGGGUCGCGCAGACUUAGGCCCCGUUCCUGUCCUCCAGAGCAUGCAGUCUUCCAGAAAAAUGGCGCCAGGGCCUCCCCACACGGAAGCAGCCGCCUGGCCUCCCGGAGCUAGGUGCUGUGCGCCGGUCAGGGAUGAAGUCGUAUCUUCCAGGCACACAGGUCACAGAGGCUCUCCUCGACAGCUUGCGAGUAAACUGUGAAGGGGGCUGAGGUCUUGGGUCAGCCGUCCCAGAGUUCUGUCCCAGGGGUCAGCUGUCAGCUGACUGCCCCCUCUACUCACAGCCCUGCCCUCUCCCUGCCUCCGGAAACCCAGCCCCCACCCCUGUGGCUUGCUCCAGCUUGUAGGGGUUGCGGCUUGGCUGACCCAGGACUUGCUGGUCCAGCACUGAGCCCAUGACCCAGACUCUGAGUUGCCCCUGCAAGCCUGUCUGAGUCAGGUUUGCAUCCCAAUGAGUCAGCAGGACUCUCACAGGGCCUCACCCACAGCUCUCCCCCAACCCCCAACCUGAACUCACAAUGAAAGGCGGGCAGCCGGCCGGGCACAGUGGCUCACACCUGUAAUCCCAGCACUUUGGGAGGCCGAGGCAGGCGGAU